CAAGCCUUUCUGCGGUGACGUCAAAAUGACGUCAUUGUAGCCUGCAUGGAUAUAGAGGGCGCUAAAACUUUAGAAAUCGAAAGUGACGCCAUACAGUUGCCAUAUUUAUUUUGACGCGUGUUGUAACGUGUGUGCACGUGUACUACGCACAAAGCAAGCGUGAACAAAUCCAGAAGAGGACGAAUGGUCUGUUUUCAUUAGUGGUGUGAUUAUUUGGCGGUUUAAUUGUGCCUGGAAACACGAAGAAAAUGAAUUCAUUAAAGUAUUCUGUCAUAGAGUUUGUGCCUCAAGCUGAAAGUGAUGAAGAAGAAAUCCUUGUAGAAGUUGUACCAACCAAGUGGAUUAGCGAGGACAGACAGUUUUGUUAUUAUCCGCCACGUUUCAUGAAGGGGAAAUGUAUGAAGAUGGUGAUGAGUCUGGUGGAUUAUGAUUCAUCCACAUGGGAACUGCUGCCCAUUAUAUUUCAUCAUAGUUAUUCCACUUUCAAUGUUGCCCGAAAAGCUAGAAAUAAAGCUGUUAAAGAGGACACAAUUGUUGCAACAGAUGUUGAGACAGACUACAAUCAACCACGCAAGAGAAAGCCGCCUGAACAUCUAACAUUUUCAUCAGAUUCUGAGUCAGUUGAAGAAUCAAAAAAGAAGAAACUUAAUAUUCCAAAACACAAUAUUCCAAAACCUAGUUCAAUUCUGUCUUCAAAGCUCAAGGAAUUAUUUGAGAGUAGCAAAGCCAAGAAUUCAGCUAAGUCUACGAAUGAAUAUUUUGCUAAUUCAAAUCUUUCAUCUACAUCAUCAAAGAAAAAUACAACUCUUGUUCGUCGAUUAUCGCAGGAAAAGUCUACACAAUCUGAAUCUAUUAAUAAAGAAAACUUGUCUGACAAUGAAAUGUCAUCAACUUUGAGAUCUCCAAAUUCUUCUUACAAUUUUGAUUUAUCUGAAAAGGCUUCCACUUUUGAGCAAUCUCCAGAAUCUCAAGAUAUACUUACAAAAUCUGAUUACGAUAGUGUGAGACAAAUAAAUAAAAAAAAAAUUCUCGAAACAGAUCUACAUCAUUAAAAAGGUUUUUAGAAGGUUCACAGUCUUCACCAGAACUAGCUAGCAGUAAACCUCAAGAUCAAUUAAUCCUGAAUUACAUGCAAGAAUUGUCAACGAAGAUAGAUUGGCUGCACAUUAAGAUUUCUCAAACUUUGAACGAAUUGUUCCCCAAUAAUGACGCUUUUGAUCAGCCUGAAGGAUUUCCCUCCUUGCCAUUGGAAACUGAGGAAUCUUUUGUAAACUUUGAUGAACAAUUAAAUAAUAAAG
This is a messenger RNA of Nylanderia fulva, 1298 nucleotides long. Lineage: Eukaryota; Metazoa; Arthropoda; Insecta; Hymenoptera; Formicidae. The record is from RefSeq and is a predicted model, not a curated record.